This is a messenger RNA of Candidula unifasciata, 201 nucleotides long. Lineage: Eukaryota; Metazoa; Mollusca; Gastropoda; Stylommatophora; Geomitridae. The record is from the annotation of a GenBank genome assembly.
AUGGACCUUACUGCCGAUACGUCUACCCUACCGGUGGAUUUUGAAGGAAGCCUGGAUCCCAGCCGACUUCCUGAGAUAACUCUAGGGAAUCAUUCUUUAAUGGCUACCAGCGAACAAAUGACACCCUGUAAGUUGUCGUCAAAAACCUGCGGUGACAGACUGUCUCCUGUCCGUGGCCGAACUAUGAAAGAAUAUGACCAG